Molecule: messenger RNA, 7790 nt
Organism: Neoarius graeffei (lesser salmon catfish)
Lineage: Eukaryota; Metazoa; Chordata; Actinopteri; Siluriformes; Ariidae
Gene: zmym4.1
Product: zinc finger MYM-type containing 4, tandem duplicate 1
Exons: 29
Coding region: 1214-6643 (1809 amino acids)
Molecular function (GO): zinc ion binding
Source: RefSeq, a predicted model, not a curated record
AACAACAACGUGCGGAAGUAAUUUAGCGGGAGUUCACCACGCUCUCAUCCUUAAUCUCCGGUGUGGGUUUAGUCAUCUCUUCAUCCUUCCUGUGCAGAUUAUUGUGCAGAGCGCGUGCACGGGUUACUGUGCGUGACUGCAGGCUGAGAUGGUGUGAUGUUUGCUUCCAGAAUUUGCUGGUAUUUUUCGAAUCCAUGCUUCCUUCGACCAGUGAAAUGUGCCCUGUGCCCCUGGCUGCAACACAACCCCAAAGCAUGAUCCAUCCACACCCAUGCUUCAGAGUUGGAGAGGUGUUCUUUUCCUGGAAUUUGGCACCCUUUUUUCUCCAAACAUACCUUUGCAUAUUGUGGCCAAAAAGUUCUAUUUUGGUUUCAUCAGUCCACAGGACUCGUUUCCAAAAUGCAUCAGGCUUAUUUAGAUGUUCAUUUGCAAACUUCAGACGCUGAAUUUUGUGGCUCGGACGAAGGAAAGGUUUUCUUCUGAUGACUCUCCGUGAAGGUCAUAUUUGUUCAGGUGUCGCUGCAUAGUAGAACAGUGCACCACCACUCCAGGGUCUGCUAAAUCUUUCUGAAGGUCUUUUGCAGUCAAACAGGGGUUUUUAUUUGCCUUUCUAGCAAUCCAACGAGCAGUUCUUUCAGAAAGUUUUCUUCAUCUUCCAGACCUCACCUUGAUCUCCACUGUUUCUGUUAACUGCCAUUUCUUAAUAACAUUACAAUCUGAGGAAACAGCUACCUGAAAACACUUUGCUACGUUCUUGUAGCUUCUCCUGCUUUGUGAGCAUCAAUUAUUGUAUUAUUCAGAAUGCGAGGGAGUUGCUUAGAGGAGCCCAUGGCUGUUGAUUUUAGGGACAAGUUUGAGGAGUCAGAGAAUUUAUACAGCUUUGAAAGCUGCAUCAUCUGACCUUUCCUAAUGAAGAAUUUGAAAAAGCCACAGCUCAAUAAACUAAUUAAAGUAGUUUUAGAAUUUGAAAAUCGCCUUUGUUUGUAACGAUGAAUACUGAUAUUUGUAGUAUAUUACAAAAAAAAUCACUAAAAAAUGUUUAUCCGUAAUGAUUUUAUAGAGGAUUUUCUGCGAUAGCCCACGAGCAAAACAUCGCGCCGCGAUCACGUGACCGAUGACGUAGUAAAUUGACAAGCUAGACAGCUCACUUCCUGUACAUACUGUGACUGUGAGUGACAAUUCGCGGAUCUACGGAUUAUUUCCACUGUAUACGAUGGUAAAAAAGUGUGUUGCGUACGGCUGUUCUAAAACCAACAAAGACGGAGUAUCUCUGCAUCAGUUCCCUGAUCCUGAUAAGAAUAAUGGAUACGAUCUCGCUGAGUGGAACCGGCAAGUAAAGCGGACGAGGGCAGACUGGCGAGGACCACUCGGUCGGUACGGUACUCCUGCUUGGAAUUCCGCUGCGUUAUGUUCAGACCACUUCACGCCUGAGAGUUUUGAGCCAAAAAACUCUGUUGCCAUUGCCUUGGGAUACAAAAAGAAAGGGAUUUUAAAGGAUGGUGCGAUUCCCACCGUUUUCAAGCGGAGACUUGAUGAUGACGGUCCGAGCUCCACCACCACUCACCAGUCGCCGGUGACAUCAACAAGACCCUCAAAAAAAAGGAGUGCCAUCGAGAAAAUCAAUCGUCGUAAGACUUCGAAAAUAUACAAGACGACAGAUACGCAGAUGGACGCCGCUGUCCUUGUUGAAGAAGAAUCUGCCAGUGUUGGUGCUGUAGAUCACACAAAUUAUACACAGAGUACACAAAGUUCCUCCAGCUCGGACCUCUCAGAUCUCGGGCAAAAGGAGGACUGUGAGAAACCUCAGCAUGAAAGUCAGGAGGCCGAAGUCAGAGAUCUGGAUGAGAGAGACUAUCAGGUUAGCCAUGAAGAACAUGAAGAAAAAGAGCUUGAAAGUGAAAGGAUAAGUCCCCAAGAAACAGACACAAAAGAAGAGGGUAUGGCAUCAAACCAUGAAAACUGUGGCCAAGAACUGAAAGAGUAUGAGAACAUAGCUGAGGAGGAGAAUAAUACCAUCCAGGAGGAGGAGGAAGAGAAUAAUACCAUCCAGGAGGAGGAGGAAGAGAAUAAUACCAUCCAGGAGGAGGAGGAAGAGAAUAAUACCAUCCAGGAGGAGGAGGAAGAGAAUAAUACCAUCCAGGAGGAGGAGGAAGAGAAUAAUACCAUCCAGGAGGAGGAGGAAGAGAAUAAUACCACCCAGGAGGAGGAAGAGAAUAAUACCACCCAGGAGGAGGAAGAGGAGACGGUACCACAGGUAACUUCAGAUCCAAGUCUCCAGCAGGAGCCUGAUGGAGAUUUGAAGGAGGAGACCCCUGAGCCCGAGUGCAGUGAAUUGAGCCAGCAAGAUAAAAAGCUCGAUGAGAAUAUCAUUGACGACAAGAAGAGUGAAGAAAAAGAGGUGGAUGAGAAAAAUAUGGAAGAGAUGGAGCAUCAGAUGGUGAAGGAGUCCUCAGAUAUGAAAGUAGAAAUGGAGCACGAGAGUUCAGAGCAAUAUCAGGAACCUAAAGUCACAGAAGUGAAAGAAGAGAACAAGCAGGAUGGUUUAGCUGGGACAGUUGUGCCUGAAGUAGAGGAAGUCAAGAGCGAUAGCUCUGCUGCAAUGGAUGUCAGUUACAGAGAAGAGCAGAUGCAGGUGGCUGAUCCAGAAGAUGCAGAGUGUUUUGUGAACGUAGUUUCAGUCGAAGCCAAAGCCGAAAGCCCGUUUGAUGAACAACAUUUUGAGUUGGUUUCUAAAAGCUCACCACAAGACUCAUCUAAAAAUGAGAAUGAAACAGAAAACCAUGCAAAUCAGGAUUUGAAGGAUUGGGCAAAGGAACUGCCAGCGCAGAUUUCAGGGCAAUCUGUCCAUCCUGAAAUGGAGGCUGAGAAAAAGAUGACUCCUCCUACUUCUGGCUCCCCUCUUGUGAAGAUCAAGGAUGAACCAAUGGAUGAGGAAUAUGAGAAAGCUCUUGGUUCUCAGGCUCCAACUGGAAAGAUAAAGGACGAACCGGACACAUCUGAAGAAUUUGGCCAGAAGACCUCGGAACAGAUCAAGAUCAGUGCUGUGUUCUCCGUUGGUGGAAGCUCUACGGCUGUAGGCUCUUCAUCUGUGCCUGCUGCAGCAAAUGCGCCAUCCAACACCACAGUGCCCAACUUGACUCUCAGCUCUGCCACCUCUCUGUGUGUGGUGUGUUCAGGCUGCAAAAAAAUCCUGCUGAAAGGCCAGACAGCUUACCAGCGUAAAGGCUGCCAUCAGCUUUACUGCUCACCGCGCUGCCUCUGUAGCAGCACACCCAACGAGUCCUCCAUACUCAUACCUAACCCGAAAAAAUCCUGCCAUUACUGCCUCAAGAGCAUUCCCAACCCAAAGGAUGUCAUCGUUGCCCCCGUGGAUUCGACAAAAGCAGUAAAGGAUUUCUGUAGUCAGAAAUGUUUCAACGCCUUUAACUACAAGAGGGAUAGUGCAAAUUCUGCACUCGCCACGAAAUGCAGCAUGUGUCAGAAAGCGUGCACUAUUCGCCAUGAGGUGAACUUCAUGGGCAGUGUCCAUAAGCUAUGUAGCGAUGCCUGCUUUCACCAAUUCCGCGCCUCCAAUAAGCUCAGCAUGAACUCCUGUGUAACUUGUGGAGGGUACUGCUACAGCAGCAAUGGCAAGAGUCCAUCUUUGUUAGUCGACGGCACCACCAAGAAGUUUUGCAGCCUGAACUGUGUCUCCGCCUUCAAGAAGAAGUACACGAAGGUUGUGCCUUGCACGAUGUGCCGAGCUUAUCGUACCAUCACAGAAAUGGAGGAAAAUGUAAAUUCGGAGGGAAACACAGAGCUGUUCUGCUCCUCUGCAUGCGUGACUGCUCACAAAGUGCAGAUGGUCAGCUCAUCAGGUUCUGCACUGGAAUGCAACCACUGUAAGAAGGUUCUAGUGCCUCAGUAUCACCUCGCCAUGUCUGAUGGUACCAUCCGCAACUUUUGCUCCUUCACCUGUGUUAUAUCAUUUCAGGAUGCUUUCAACAAGACAAAAACUCAGCGCAACCAGCUGAAUGUUGCUCCUACUCUUGGCACUACUCAGUUGAAAUCUGCCCCCACGGUGCAGUCUGGAUCCGCAGAGUCCAGCGCACCCAACUCAACACAAAACCCCUCAGUGAGCAAAUUCUCCUGUGUGCAGUGCCAGCGUUCAUUCAUCUCCAGGCCCGAGCUACUGGAAUUUAAGGGAAAGAUGUACGUGUUCUGUGAUAAGGCUUGCACUGAUGAGUUCAGGAGGACUCACUACAUCAUGGCACAGUGUGUGUACUGCAAAAUCGAAAAGGUGGUGAAGGAGGUGAAGAGGAUUAACAACGUGGACUGCUCUUUCUGCAGCGAAGGCUGCAAACUUCUCUACAAACAUGACCUUGCCAAAUGCUGGGGAAAGAAGCACUGUCGCAACUGUCUCUACUGCAACAGUACAUCUCAGACCGUAAUGACCAGCAUCUUUUCCGGUAAACAAGAGGAGUUCUGUGGUAAUGAGUGCCUGUCCCAGUACACACUGUUAUUCUGUGAGGUUGCCAAAUGCAGCAUGUGUAAGCGUGCCAGGAAGAUGACGGAGUCGGUAAAAUGGCUGAAUGAAAUGAAACACUUCUGUAAUCUGAAGUGUCUGAUGUACUUCUGUAGCCAGCAGUCAUGCACCACAGCCUUUCCUGUAACUUCUGCCAAACCGGCUCUUACACAAGCCUCGACAGUGCCAAUCUCCAUCGCACCGGUGACCCAUUCCUCCAUCACCAACAUCACAACUCUUCCAUCACUGGCACCAAAAGAGGCCACGCCUGUUAUCGCUAAUGUUAUAUCACUAUCCAACGCCCCCAAUGGACAGCCGAGUGUCCUGGGAAAUGCAGCAUUGCAAGGAACCGUCCCGACUGUGAAGCUGUUAGGACAUGCCAGCACACAGACGGAUAGCGUGAAGCCGCCCUCUGCUCCGACGAGAAUCCUGAAGAACAAAGCUUUGCUCUGCAAACCAAUGAACCAGAACAAGGGCACGUCCUGCAAACCCAACACUUCCGACAUGAACACGCAAACAGAUGAAACCCCACCUCAAGUAAUAGUGUUGCCUUUAGCAGUGCCGGUAUUUGUUCCUGUGCCUAUGCACCUCUACACGCAGUACACGCCACAACCUGUUGGAUUUCCUUUCCCGGUACCAGUGCCCCUGUUUCUGCCCACUACUCUGGACAGCGCUGAGCGAAUAGUGGAGACCAUUCAGAUGAUCAAAGAGAGAAUUCCAGACAACCCGCUGGAAGCCGACCUGAUCAUGAUGGCAGAGAUGGUUGCGGAGGACAGUGAGAAGGAUAAAGCUGUCUCCCAAGGAGACCAGGAUGAUAAUUUUAUCGAAGAUUUCGAUUUGGAAGCCCUCUCCAGCCAUCUAAGUUGGGAGGACGACAGCAUCUCGAGUGCCUCCCGAUGGGGACGUAGCUCAGAGUCUGAAAAAGUGCCUCCAUCCGGACAGGCGCAGCAGUCUCCCAGCCCUGCCCCGCAAGAGCCACAAAUGGACCUGGAGGCAGAUUUUCCAGUCGAGAGCUUUGAGCAUUUAGAACAACGCACACAAGAGGACAAGAGCGUGACUCCUACCAGGCUGAAAACACGCAAGAAGAACCGCGAUUGUUUCCCUCAGAAAAAACGAGCUCGUAAACGUACAGAAACUCCUCCUCAGUCAUCAGCAGCUGAUGUUCACCACCCGUCCAAAUUGCACACCAAAUACGGCGUUCAGGCCUGGAAGAGCUGGGUACGCUGGAUGGAAACGCAGCCGAAAAUGGAGAUGCCCAAAUUUGGCUCGCGGAACAUAACGAUAAAGGAGGACGUGUUACAGUGCAGCACGGCUGAGCUAAGUUACGGCCUCUGCAAAUUCGUCAGUGAAGUUCGCCGCCCGAAUGGAGAAACGUACAGUCCAGACAGCAUCUAUUACCUCUGCUUAGGCAUUCAGCAGCACCUUUUUGAAAAUGGCAGAAUGGAGAAUAUCUUCACGGACUUAUUUUACACUAAAUUCACUCAAACUAUGUCCAGGUUACUGACAGACUGGAAACCCACGAUACUUCCUAGUGGGUACAUACACUCUCGAGUGGAGGAAGAGUAUCUGUGGGAGUGUAAGCAGCUGGGUGCUUUCUCCCCGAGCGUGCUCCUCAACACUCUGCUUUACUUCUGCACCAAGUUCUUCGACUUCAAGACUGUCGCACAGCACCGGCGCCUUUCCUUCGCCCACAUCAUGCGGUGCACUCGUACACACAGCAACGGGAGCAAGAUGUCCUGCCUCCGCUUCUACCCUCCCGUGCACAAAGAAAACAAAAAUACAUCGAAUGAAGAUGACGAUGGUGUCCCUGCCAAGAGGAAAAGAGAAGACGAAGAGGAAGAAGGCGUGGUGCUGGAGAUGCAGGAGAAUGCAGAAAACCCUCUCCACUGCCCUGUUAGACUCUAUGAGUUCUAUCUCUCCAAAUGCUCAAGCAUGGUAAAGCAGCGUACAUCCGUGUUUUACCUGCGUCCCGAGCGCUCGUGUGUCCCCAACAGCCCGUUGUGGUUCUCCCACAUGUCACUGGAUGACGAAGAGCUGGGGAGCAUGCUCACUCGCAUCCUCACCGUUCGAGAGAUCCACCUCGAGAGAGAGAAGCCCCUGAACACGUCUGACCCAGAGAACCAAAGUGAUUCAGAAUAAUGCAGCAGUGAUUGCACUUUUACAGACUUAAAAGCAGUAGAGUGCUUCUGUUCUCGCAGGAGCUCAAAUCCUCUGGAACGGUUCUUUUUGUAUUCCAUAGCUGUUCCGAGUGCUUGCUAUGACGUUGGAGACGUUAAGGACGUAGCGGUGCUCAGUAAUCAGAACAUGGCCGGACUUCAAAUCCACGAGCGCACAAUCUUCAUUUCAAUCCUGUAAAUCAUUCUGCGGUGCUUUUAUUCAAUUUUCUGUUUAGAACGGUUCACGUUUAUCGAAUUCAGCGCCCCAUUUUUCUGAAAUCACACCAUUAUAAUUAAUAUUUGACACAUUUUGAAAAGUCACUUCAAUUCCGAGUGACCGAGCAUGAUCCUAACUGUAUUAUAGUGCUUUUCAAUUUCCUGCUACUGUAAAGCUAAUUCAUAUUCAUUCUCCUUGUUGUAUUCGUCAACUCUACAGUAGAUUGUCUGUCUGUUUCGAAGUUUCUCUCAUUGCUAUGAGAGUAUGUAUUACAUUUUUUGAAUGAAUGUUUAGUUUGGUUUUCUGACGUCAGACUCCAUGCGUGUCUCAAAAUUUCUACACUUCUCCCAGAUUGAGUUUGAGUCGGUGUUUUUUUUUUUUUUUUUUUAUUAUGGCUAAAAACAUACGCUAGGAACUCCUUUUAGUAGUUAAAGAAUUAAUUAAACAAUCAUGAUUUUUGAAAAGGAUACUUCAUUUUUUUUUUUUUUUUUUUUUUGGACAAUGUAGCUGCACAUCAUGUCGUUUCCUUUCUAUACAGUACGUUUACGCACAACUCCAUACCAAGAUGUGCAUUUAGUCUUUUUUGAUAUUAUUUUGUACAGUUUGAUGUAAGAAUUGAAUCGGCCCCGCUGAUGUGUGUGAAGUGAAGGAGACGUCGUUAUCUGUUUGUCACUCAGCACAAGUUUUUGUUAUACACUAUCGCAACACGCACACAAAAAUGCUUGAGUGAUUUUUGUGUCCCGUCAGCUGUUUGUUUCUUUUGACUCGUACGUUAGAACAUUUUUAUAUUAUUAAAUAGAAGGAUUAAAGUGUUGUACUUUACCAAUUGUGAGUCUUCGGAGUUAGGAUUUACCACAAAAUGAUGAAAAAUAUUUCGUGUUUGGUGUCUAUAUUUUGCUUGUUUAUCAAACUC